Messenger RNA from Cryptotermes secundus, 5117 nucleotides. RefSeq names its product multidrug resistance protein homolog 49. Gene Ontology annotation, cellular component: membrane. The record is from RefSeq and is a predicted model, not a curated record. The transcript is spliced from 24 exons. Lineage: Eukaryota; Metazoa; Arthropoda; Insecta; Blattodea; Kalotermitidae. Gene Ontology annotation, biological process: transmembrane transport. Bases 115 to 4044 code for a protein of 1309 amino acids. Gene Ontology annotation, molecular function: ATP binding; ABC-type transporter activity; ATP hydrolysis activity.
CAGGAUUGCGCGGGAUUGAGGUUGUUGAACAUGUGCAGUGUGCUGUGCAAGCGGAAGAAAAAUUGACUGGUAUUCAACAGCAUAAGAACAUUCAGGUCAGUUGUGUUUUGAAAAAUGAACCAGAAUUCAAAUGAGAAGGAAAAUGCUCUUGACUUCAUUAUUCCACAUGAUGGUGAAAGUGAAAAUGUAAAGAAUGGAGGAAAUUUGUUAAACAUAGAGUACAAGUAUGUAGCAUCAAAAGAUGGAGACAAAAAGGAGGGGAAAGAGUUUCCGAAACAUGAACCUGUAGCAUUCUACAAGCUGUUCCGGUAUGCCACAUAUUUUGAGCGGGGCCUCGUCUUCCUUGGCUUACUGUUGAGCCUUCUCUCAGGAGCUGGUAUACCUCUCAUCAUCAUGCUCUAUGGUGAAUUUACCACACUGCUGGUGGACCGCUCAGCGGACAAUAUUACUUCAACACCAACAGUCAUACUCAACCUAUUUGGAGGAGGAAGACAGUUGAUUAAUGGUAGUUAUGAUGAAAGAAAUGAAGCCAUGAUGGAGGAUGCAGAAGCAUUUGGAAUUGGCUGUACUGUAGUUGGGAUAGUGCAGCUUGUUAUUUCAUCAUCAAGUAUUGCAGUAUUGAAUUUUGCAGCACAGAAGCAGAUUGGCAGAGUAAGGCAGUUAUUCCUACAGGCUGUGCUACGCCAAGAUAUGACUUGGUAUGACACUACCAGGACAGCCACUUUUGCCAGCAGACUUACAGAGGAUCUGGACAAGAUGCAAGAUGGCAUUGGUGAGAAGAUGAGCAUAUUUAUAUACCUCAUCACUUCAUUUGUUGCUGCAAUUAUAAUGUCUUUCCUGAAUGGCUGGAAACUCACACUUGUUGUAUUGAGCUGUGCUCCAGUAAUCAUUGUGGCACAAUCAAUAGUAGCAAAGCUGCAGAGUUCACUCACAGCACAGGAACUUGAGUCAUAUGGUGAUGCAGGUGCGGUUGUUGAGGAGGUGCUGAGUUCUGUGCGAACAGUAGUAGCAUUUGGUGGUGAGGACAAGGAAGUUGCCAGAUAUACAGAGAAACUUAGCAAAGCCAGGGCCACGGGCAUCAAACGAGGCAUGUUCUCUGGUUUGGGAACUGGCAUCAUGUGGUUUAUCAUCUAUUGCAGUUAUGCUAUUGCAUUCUGGUAUGGUGUAACACUUAUCUUGGAAUCAAGAGAGAAUGGAGACUUUGAAUACACACCAGGUAUUCUUGUUAUUGUUCUGUUUGGGGUUCUGUCUGGAGCAAUGAACAUGGGACUGGCAUCUCCCCAUCUUGAGGCAUUUGCAAUUGCAAGGGGUUCAGCAGCUGCUGUCUUUGCAUUGCUGAAUCGUAUACCACAUAUUGACAGCCUCAGUACAGCUGGACACAAGCCAGCGGGGCUCCAAGGUGACAUACAGUUACAAGACGUUCACUUUCAGUAUCCAUCAAGACCAGAAGUUAAAAUACUUCAGGGCCUCAAUCUGACAGUGAAGAGUGGUGAGAUGGUGGCUCUGGUUGGCAGCUCUGGAUGUGGCAAGUCAACAGUAAUCCAGCUUGUACAGCGAUUAUAUGAUCCAUCGAAAGGAAAAGUUCUAAUAGAUGGUUUAGACGUUACACAGCUCAAUGUUGGCUGGUUGCAGAGUCACAUUGGUGUUGUAGGUCAGGAGCCUGUCCUGUUCGCAACCUCCAUCAAGGAAAACAUUCGAUAUGGGCGAGAAGAUGCCACUCAGCAGGAGAUAGAAGAGGCGGCACGAGAGGCCAAUGCUCAUGACUUCAUCACCAAGUUACCAAAGGGUUAUGAUACGUUGGUUGGAGAGAGGGGUGCCCAGUUGUCAGGAGGACAGAAACAACGCAUUGCAAUAGCAAGGGCCCUGGUUCGACGACCAAAUAUUUUGCUUCUGGAUGAGGCAACCUCAGCACUGGAUCUGCACAGUGAAGCCAAGGUCCAGGCAGCCCUGGAUCGUGCUUCAAAGGGACGUACAACACUUAUAGUGACUCAUCGUCUCUCCACUGUUAGGAAUGCUGAUCGUAUUGUGUACAUUUCUGGUGGACGGGUGAUGGAACAGGGAUCACACUCUGAAUUAAUGGCACUUCAGGGUCACUAUUUUUCUUUGGUCAAUGCUGAUCCCACGCUUACAGAAGGUGCUGGACAUAAUGAAAAAAAUGAGCUUGAGAAUGACAGUGCAACUAGUUCAGAGGGUCUGACACGGAAAUUGUCAGCAAAGUCAAAAGAUGAAAGUACUAAGGAAGCAGUUGAUGUCACAGUUCUAGAUGCAGAGGAGGAGCAGUAUGAAGCACCAAUGAGUCGAAUCUUUGGCUACAACAGACCAGAGUGGUUGCACAUUAUUGUUGGCUGCCUGGCUGCAACCGCUGUUGGAUGUACUUUGCCCGUAUUUGCUGUUCUGUUUGGUGAGGUCAUUGGGGUGCUGGAAAAUCCAAAUGCUGAGGAAGUGCAGAAUGAGGUCAUCUUGUACUCCAUCUUGUUUCUGGUAGUUGGAGUUGUUACAGGGCUUGGCAUGUUUCUGCAAAUGUACUUAUCUGGUGUGGCUGGUGUUCACCUAACUGAACGGUUGCGAGUUGCAGCAUUUAGUGUUAUGUUGCGACAGGAAAUCAGCUGGUUUGAUGAAGAGAGGAACCGUGUUGGCACACUCUGUGCAAGGCUUUCAGGUGAUGCAGCAAGUGUGCAAGGGGCAACAGGGUCAAGGAUUAGCAUCAUCUUGCAGGCAACUUCAACACUAGCAAUUGGUGCCAUACUAGCGUUUACCUACAGCUGGAAGAUGACGCUAGUGUCAUUAGUAGCUGUACCAGUCGUUAUUGCAGGAAUUUUUUUUGAAUCAAAAGUAAUUCAUGGUCAAGGACUGAAGGAGAAAAUUGCGUUAGAGGCAGCAGCAAAGAUUGCUGUAGAGGCUAUAGCAAACAUCCGUACAGUGAAAAGCCUGUGUGGUGAACGGCUCUUUCUUGAGCGCUAUAUGACAGAGCUAUGGUCAGCACAACAGGCUGCUAGCCGGAAGACUAGACUCCGGGGCCCCGUGUUCGCUCUUGGACAGACAGUGCCAUUUUUUGGCUAUGGGCUAAGUCUCUAUUAUGGUGGUUAUUUGAUUAGCACAGAAGGACUUCCAUACAAGGAUGUUAUCAAAGUGUCAGAAGCUCUUAUAUUUGGCUCAUGGAUGCUUGGACAGGGAUUGGCAUUUGUUCCAAACUAUAGCAUUGCUAAAAUGGCAGCUGGGCGGAUGUUUCGUCUCAUUGAUAGGAAGCCUCAAAUUUACUCGCCACAGAUAAAAGGCAACAAUGAUCUGGAAACUUCAAGCAACAUUGAAUAUUCUAAAGUGAAGUUCCAUUAUCCAACUAGGCCUGAGGUACAAAUUCUGGCAGGAUUGAGCCUCCAGAUACAGCCAGGACAGACUGUGGCUCUUGUUGGUCCCAGUGGUUGUGGCAAGUCAACAUGCAUCCAAUUGUUACAGCGAUUUUAUGAGCCCACUGUUGGUACUGUGAGCAUGAAUGGGAAAGACAUAAGCUCAGUUCAACUUGAACAUCUGCGUGCACAGUUGGGUAUUGUGUCACAAGAGCCUGUUCUCUUUGACCGCACAAUUGCUGAAAACAUUGCCUAUGGAGACAACAGUCGUAUAGUUCCAAUGGAGGAGGUCAUUGAUGCAGCUAAGAAGUCAAAUAUUCACAGCUUUGUAUCCUCUCUUCCACUAGGAUAUGAAACAAGACUGGGCUCAAAGGGCACACAGUUGUCUGGAGGUCAGAAACAGAGAAUUGCCAUUGCAAGGGCGCUAGUGCGGAAUCCCAAAGUGCUGCUCCUGGAUGAGGCAACUUCUGCGUUGGACACUCACAGUGAGAAGGUAGUGCAGGAAGCUCUGGACCAGGCAAGAGAGGGACGUACCUGUAUCACUAUCGCACACCGUCUGGCCACAGUACAGCAAGCAGAUAUUAUCUGUGUGUUGAAUCAGGGUGUUGUGGCAGAGAUUGGAUCUCAUUCACAGCUACUCGAGAAGCAGGGGCUGUACUGCCAACUGCUGAGGCAGGCAGCCAGCAACAGUCUACAGUAAACAUCAUUAAAGUUUCUAAAUUGUAACCUGAAAAUGUCUUCCAUGUCUGUGCCUUUAUACAGUACUGUGAUAUCCUAUAAUUAAAUUGAAUCCAUCAUUCUGAAGGCAAUACAUGUUACUUAAAUCUAGAUUGUAACACUAAGACUAUGGUAGUGGAAACAGAAGGUUCAGUAAAGCACUGAAAUUCUGUUCACCCCCCACCCACACAACAUUUUUCCCUAACAUCAGCCAUAAUCCAUAUUGAUCCACAUUUUUUUGCUGUGUUACAGAAGUCAGAUUUAAAUUACAUUUUGUAAAAAUUGUCUUGCAAAAAUUAUACACCAUUAACUUGUUUGAAAGUGAUUUAUAUCAACAGAGUAUGAAAGUUUUCCUCGAUUAAUAUAAAUUGGUCUUGAGCAAAUUCCAAAAAUUUUCGUUGCAAGACACAGAUGGCAGAGAUCCAUGUAAGAGAGAACAUUGUAGCAGAAUAGUGUUUAGGCUGCCUCAGUAUUGUUAUUUUAGCAAAAAUAUGGUGUCUUCCUCAACAAUGUCUUACAAACAGUUAACGUCAUCCUCCCAUCUUCACUGACUUCUUUUUAUUCCAGUGGCUGUUUCUGAGAGGUUUCCUCACCAAAAUUCUUAUGUAUUUCUUGUCUAAGUGAGCUACACAUGAAAAAUCUGUUAUUACAUAAUAUCCUGAAUUCCAUAAUCCAGAUAGCACUAAGAUAAGCUACUUUUUGGUCCACAAAUCAAUAUGGAGUAGGCGGAGUGACAAAGACAUUCAACAUACCAUUGAUAUUUAAGUGAUAUUCUAUCAGCCUACUCAAAACACCAACAGCUUUUUGUAGGUGAAGUGAUUUUCAAAGCUGUGACUAUUUCAGCAGUGCCUAAUAUUCAAGAAAGGCGCAAUUUUUUUUUUCAAGUUGGAUAUUCCAGCUUCCAAAAGUAUAUGGCCCAGAGAAAAUUUUUGACAUAAUUUGUUUUUCAUUUGAUUUAACGUGUUCACUAUCAACAAGAUUUGGGCUGCGCCAUAGCUCAAGCAGUUAGUUGCUGGCUUCCCACCGCGGCGGCCCGGGUUCGAUCCCGGAUCUGGU